This is a messenger RNA of Geodia barretti, 3011 nucleotides long. Lineage: Eukaryota; Metazoa; Porifera; Demospongiae; Tetractinellida; Geodiidae. The record is from the annotation of a GenBank genome assembly.
CAGUCUCAGCUAAUCUCCUUGUAGAGCUAAGAUGCGUUUUUCUUACAAAAGUGCACACUUUGCUCUUGUUUUAUACGUCCUCAUCACUACUUGCUCAGGCCAAGUAUUCAUCAGAGGAAAUGAGGAACCGCUUACGAUCGGUCUGUCCCGGGACCUCAACUGCAUGUGGAGCGGAGGAGGCAACGUUUCAACGAUUGAAUGGUUCGUUGUUGGUCUGGAGGCCAUGGCCAUCGAGACGGCGACUGAGACGACAUCAGUCGUCCUCACCCUCACUCCGGACGAUGACGGACUGGAUGGAGCGAUGCUCUUGUGCAAAGUAACUCUGUCCAGCGGUCAAGAAGCAGAGGAAACUAUUACUCUCAGUGUUCAAGCAAUUCAAAAUGAAGUUUCUAUUUCCUCAAUGAUGAAUGCAACAGCCGGCCAGCCCUACAUUCUGGUGUGUACGGUCCAAUCAGAGAGAGCGUCCAACUUGAGCUGGAUCGAUCCGAAUGGAGUUGCAUGUCCUCAGGAUGACCCACACAUGACGGUCUCCUACAUUGGCUGGAGUGAGGGAUUGAGUACACUCGAACUGACAUUCGACUCCAUUAGAACAUCUCAGAGUGGUGUUUACAAAUGCAUUUCUAAUAUUGUUUUUCCUUCAUCAAAGAGUGAGGAUUCCUUUCUGGUUCAUAUCCAAAUACCUGAGCCGACAGUGACGAUACUGAGAGCUCCAGAACACCCUGUGCAGCUGUUUACCAAUGACUCUCUGGUGCUGACAUGUGUAAUAGAACUCAUUCCAGACGUGGAUUCCUACGUGGCAAUUAACUCUCAAUGGAGGGGUCACUCGUCCCUCACUGAUAGUGAGAGACGGGUCAUAGUGUCCGAUUUAGAGGGAGUUCAACUCUUUUACAACACCUCUGUGACAUUUAGUGCAUUAAAAUCCAGUGACAGUGGUUCCUACACUUGCUCAGCUACUGUUAGCCCCAUCGAACCAGAGAGCCAUCUGAUGCAGAGCCAUCUCGUUGAAGAGACUAUUACAAUUUCAGUUGUUUUAAGUGUGACUGUACAGGUGACCUACAGCCCUCCAUCUGCUUUCAUUCUGCCUAGUCCACCCUACUAUCAUCCAACCUCUUCUGUGACAUUAACAUGUCGUGCUCACCAUGCCACUGGUUCUGUGACCUACCGAUGGUCCUCUACUUGCAGUAGCUGCUUUGCAAGUAGUGGUACAUCUCAAGCAAUCAGUGAUUCAAUGCUGCAAUCAAAUGAUGCUGGAGUUCAUACAUGUACAGUUACUGACAGCAAUGGCAAUACUGGAAGUAACAGUACAGAAAUGAGACUAAUCGGUUCUGGAAUAUAUGUCCAAACAAGUCGGAAUCUAAACACUGCUGCUGUUAAAAACAAUAGCCUUGUAAUAGUGAGACCGAGACCAUCAUGCUAUUACUGCCAAGAUACUGUGGUGGAUUUGUACUGCCACUCUAACGCAACAUCACAAACAGUUGGUUACUUCAGAUACCCCAAUGGAAAUAGAUAUUCUACCUCCUCGGACUCUUCUUAUUACACAGAACAACGUAGUUACUCGGGCAUUCGUCUGUAUGGUACUUCUUCACAAUAUUAUGGCUCUGUAAGUAUAUGGGGUAUAUUUACUUGUGAACUGACUAAUGCUGAAGGAAAUAGAGUUGAACAGAGCAUAGGGAUUUACUCUUCAAUGCCAAGUGCACCAUCGGUAUAUAGAAUGAAGUAUAAUGAUUGGAGUAGUGCUUCUACUACUUUUCUUGCUAGUGUAGAAUGUCUCACUCAAAAUUCUCCACCAACUACUGUGACUUGGCUAAGAGAUGGGGUAACAGUGCAAGUAGAUGGAACAGCGUAUGAGAUGAUACAAACCGUGAUUGAGCGCCAAUCAUAUUCAAGAUAUAACAAUACUUUAGUCAUUAAAGAUGUUUUUGAAUUAGCUGGAGAUCACAAUUACUGUUGCGGAGUUUCAAACUCAGCUGGCACCAGCAGCUCUCAAUGCAUUGCUACAACAUGGAGUGCUCAGCCUGAUGUUAUGGUUACCAUGCCAGAGGAAGCUAUCUACUCUAAACCAUUCCAAGCAACUUGCAGAGCAAGUCUUCAGCCAAGAGUGGCCCCUUACCUGACCCAGUACCUGACUGUUGAAUGGAUGGGAGCUGAGGGGGAGUACCUUACUUCAGGAGGUGCUGUUACCAUCGAAAAACAACAGACCUUUUCUACUGCUGCCACUAAAGAUUUGGUCUUUAACCCUCUGAAUAUGACUCAUGGAGGAAACUAUUCUUGUGAAGCUAAAGUGGUGCUACCUGACUCUGCUGGAUCCUUCAACACCACGCAUCAGUAUCAUCUCAAUGUCAUCAGUGAGGUCGUGAGAGUUUUCGAAUGCUAACAUUUGUUGAUCUUUUCACAGACAGAACUCUUAUUCAACUUAAAUUUGGCCCGGUUAUUCACUGUUCAAAGUGGUAUGAAGACAGGGUAAAUGAAUUGACUAUAAUAGAUAACAUAAUUUUAUUAUCAUUGUUACAUAAUAAUUAUGUCAGCAUAUGUCGAGUCAUCUGGAGGAGAAUAUCAAGCAGACUCUGACAAAUCUCAUUAACAAGAACUGCAGCUGUGACUUCCAAAUUUUUCAGAUUCAUGAGGGAGAAUUUAGCUGUCGCUCUGGCGAUGAUGGCUAUGUCACUUAUAGGGCAAGACUAACAGGGAGCAGUGAUACAGAGAGUAUACCACCAGUGCUUGCAGUGAUCAAGGACUGGAUGGCCAAUGACGGGACAUUCCUGUACACCUAUCAUGGGAACAUGAGACUGGGACUGGACCAAGACUGUCCUCUUGAGAUUGCCUCCUUCUCCCAGCCAGAGUGUGUGAAAAAGACAAAUGUGAAAUAUGAGCUGUAACACAUAGGCAACAUACAGUUGUAUUAGAGCAAGCCGCACGUGAGCCUUUGAAAGUUGGUUAACCUGGAAAUUUCUGUAACGUGUUUUUUGGUGAGCAAAACUCAGACGCAUGCGCAGUAUAAUUUUGAAAGCCGC